AUGUCUCUACCAGCAGACGCUGCCGCGGCGAUACCCGACGUCACGACCAGCUUCGUCUUCAACAAGGGCAGCUCCAAGGACGGCACCGGCGGCUGGUCGAGUCUGAUCGGAGUCGUCACAGCGAUAUGUGGCAACAUCCUCAUCUCAUUUGCCUUGAAUACGCAACGAUAUGCCCAUCUACGAUUAAGCAGGGAUCAGGAAGCACAGGAGCAAGAGAAGAGGCGGGCAAAGAAGCGGAAAGCGACGAACCGCGGCUAUGGCACAGAGGAACAGAUAGCAGAGGCACGAGCACAACGAAAUGGGAGACCUGCGCGAGAUGCCUAUACUCUGCAACAGCCAGACGAAAGUGCCGAGACACAACCUCUGAUCCCGAGACUGCACUCGAAGCAUUCCGAUAGUCCUGCAGCGCCUGUUGAUGAUGAGGACAACGGCCAGCAUCACGCAAAGAGCAAGUCAUAUCUGAAGUCGCCCAUCUGGUGGCUUGGGAUAACUCUCAUGACAUUGGGCGAGACGGGCAACUUUCUAGCAUAUGGCUUCGCGCCUGCAUCGAUUGUGUCACCACUGGGCGUCGUGGCCCUCAUAUCGAAUUGCAUCAUUGCACCGCUGCUGCUUGGAGAGAAGUUUCGUUGGAGAGACGCUCUGGGUGUGCUUAUUGCAACCGGAGGAUGCGUGGUAGUAGUGCUGAGUGCGAGCGACAGCAACCCAAAGCUCAGUCCGGAUAAGAUUUGGCGGCUGGUGACAGCCUGGGAGUUUGAGACAUACCUUGGCAUCACCAUCUUCCUAAUAGUCGUGCUCAUGGCUGCUAGUAACAAGUACGGGCACAAGUCCAUCUUGAUCGAUCUGGGACUGGUCGGUCUAUUCGGAGGCUAUACGGCGCUGUCAACGAAAGGUGUUGCGUCGCUGCUAACUUACACCAUCUGGAGAGUUGUCACUUUCCCGAUCACAUACCUCCUUCUGGCCGUAUUGAUCUUCACAGCAGUCAUGCAAAUCAAGUACGUCAACCGGGCACUGCAGAAUUUCAACUCCACCAUGGUCAUUCCAACACAGUUUGUACUGUUCACACUCUCCGUUAUUAUCGGAAGUGCUAUCCUAUAUCGCGACUUUGAACGCGAGCAGACCGAGGAUGCCAUCAAGUUCGUGUCUGGUUGCGCGCUCACAUUCUUCGGGGUGUGGUGUAUCACCUCCGGACGCAAGACGAAUGAAGGCGAAGACCAGGAGGGCGAGGACGAAGAAGAUGCUAUCAGCCUGGUCGACGAGGAGCGUACUAUGCCCGAGAUUCGUGAGAUCAAUGGCGAUCGUUCAAGCAGACAAGCAUCUUUUGCGACAGGCUCGGCGACAGGGUCCCUCUCCAGACGAUACUCGUUGCCCCGGUAUCACGAACAUACCGCAGUCGUUGGUUCGCUUCCACGACCAGAGAUCAGAACAUCAGAUACGGAUGUAGCAACACAGUCGACGCCUUCCGUGCCACUGGACCUGGAUGCUAAGCCAUUGACGGACGAACUGGCAGAUGUACCAAAAGGCACAUCAAGCGCAGUCCACACUGCAGAUGCGGCGCCUCUCUACAGCCAUGCAAGCAAGGACCCUCAAAAGAAGCCGCCCAUGCACGCAACGACCUCGGAGCCCGCCGUGCCGAGAACACCCAACUUCUCGUCUUCCCUCCGACCAACUACGCCUUUGAGUAGAACACCUUCCACACCAAUGGGACCAGCAGGCCACAGCCCAGUAAGGGACUCGCCCGAGCGCAACGCUCAGCUACUCAACCCGAAUAGUGCGCGCAAGCUCAUCAGCAGACAAUCCCUCGUCGGCCUCAUGCCCGGACCUCUAACAAGCCCACUAAGUGGCUCGCUAGCCGCUAUCGUCGCAGACGAAGUUCGCCGCGGCCUGGACAGAUCACCAAUCGGUAGCCUCCGACGGCGUAAGACCCCCACAGCCGGUCAGCGACCUACAGACCUCUACAAGCCUGGUGCAGGCAGCACAUUGAAGCGCCAUUCCAUCGCCAGUGGGUCGAUAGAUUUUGAUUCCGAGGAAGCAGCACAGCUCAGACAAGCAGCUGGCAGUCCACCCGAUGGCAGGACGCGGAGCUUGAGUGCGACGAUCAGCGAAGCUUUUGGGAAUGGAUCUAGCUCGAGUAAAAGGCAUAGACCCCUGGGCGUGCAAGAACAACGGCGGCAGAGGAGUCAUGAGAGUGCUGUUGAGGAAGUGUCGGCGAGUCAGGAACUUGAUCACGGGAAACCUCGAUGA
Molecule: messenger RNA, 2241 nt
Organism: Fulvia fulva
Lineage: Eukaryota; Fungi; Ascomycota; Dothideomycetes; Mycosphaerellales; Mycosphaerellaceae
Product: NIPA-like protein 2
Exons: 1
Coding region: 1-2241 (746 amino acids)
Biological process (GO): magnesium ion transport
Cellular component (GO): membrane
Molecular function (GO): magnesium ion transmembrane transporter activity
Source: RefSeq, a predicted model, not a curated record